AAAUCUCCACGGACGCUCCUAAACACCAGGCUGCAGUGCGCAGCGGCAAACACUGUAUUUUGUCCCUGUCAAUCUCAGGGUAGACUCUCUCUCUGUCCGAGGCAUGUAGGCUUGUCCUGGUGUAAAGAUCUGAACUGUGCUUUAAUAGAUCGGUCGAGACGAGCAAACAAACAAACAAAGAUGGGGAGAGUGAACGUGUGUUUGAAGCGGAGUUACAUCGUCGUGACAACUUUGAUCGCGAUCAUGAGUGCCUUGCUGUUGGCACUGACUCUGUUCAGCCACGGAAAGUUCCACGACGAUGAAGAGGUAGAGAACUUGCUCCCAGGCAUACGUGCCAUGUAUGUUUUUUCCAUCGGAACUCUUCUCUUCGCCGGCAUUGGCCUGUACGGUGCCAACAAAGAGAAGAAAUGGGCGCUGAUAGUGUUUGCAGUUGCCAUGAUCCUGAGCAGUCUGUACUUGAUUGUCAAUGAAAUUGGAGGGCUGAUUGUGCUACCAAAGAUGGCUGAAGGAGUAAAGAUGCACUACCGGGAGAUGCUGCCACUGACUAAUGCUAGUGACAGUUUUUUGAAAGAAUUUGAGGAGUUGCAGAGUGAAUUGCAGUGUUGUGGAAUGGAACAGGGCUACCAGGACUGGGGCUACAACAUCUCGAUAUACUGCGUGUGCCAUGAAGAUUCCACUAAUCCAUGUGUUUUAGCUCCCAGAAUGAGCAGCCUGAACAAGUAUGGGCCCACGAUGAUUUAUGAGGAGCCUUGCCUUCCACACUUGAUCAGCCAAAUGAUGAUUAUCAUAAAUUUUAUACUGGUCAUAAUGGCGGGCAUCAUAUUACUCUGGGUCUCGUCGGUUGCGCUGUGCACCGCCAUCUUGUGUCGGCUCAAUCGGAAGGAAAAUAUCCCCACAGUUGUUUACAGUCCGGAGGCAAAGGCAGGCAACUACACCAUUCUGUCAGAGCCUGCAGAGAACACCUGAUUUAAAAAAAAUGUAUUUUUAUUUGUGUUGCUCUUCUCUAUGGUGGAGUUUAUCAUGUCAGCAUACUAUAGAAAAAAACACAGGGAUUGAUGCAAGAAUAUAAAAUGUAUUUAUGAUGAAAUGAGUGAAGAUGGAUGAAAGUUACACUCAUGGGUUUUUCUUUCUUUUGUAAAAGUUUCUGUUUGGGUAAUAACACGCAACUCGUCGUUCAUUUCUGUCUUAGAAUGCGCAAUUUCCUGAACAUACUGUGAAAAGCGCAGGGCAAACCCCUGUUUGUUUGUGAUAAAUCAAAAGAUACAUCAGCUGCAUACUACAGAGUUUAGUUACACAGUGAUGGAAAAAAGUAUGGAAUUACUCAGUUACAUGAGAUUUGUUUGAUCAACACGUCCUCCCGCUGUCUUCACCUGGCAUCAGAUAGAUGCAGUAAGAAGUCAAGCAUGUUAAAAUGUAGGUACUUCAUGCGAUUUGGCCAUUUCGUCAGAGAUUUAGUGAAGUAAAACUGCAAGUAAUAAAAAUGAGAUGAUUAAAGAAAAUGUGACCUCAGAAAUGUUCAAUUAAUGGAUGUGUCAAAGCUUCAAUGUUUGUACUUUGUUGUUUUUUGUAAUUUCCUGAUUUCCUUUCUAUGUUUAUCCAACUUUUUUCCUUUAUGUUAUUAUCAAAGAAACCACUGGCAUACUUUUUAAAUAGCAGUACACUGCUCAUUUGACCUUUUUCUGAUUAUCAGUAAUCAGUGAUUUGUCUGUCAGAUUGCUGAUAAAAUAAACUAAUCUGUAAAUGUGC
Molecule: messenger RNA, 1746 nt
Organism: Acanthopagrus latus (yellowfin seabream)
Lineage: Eukaryota; Metazoa; Chordata; Actinopteri; Spariformes; Sparidae
Product: tetraspanin-8-like
Exons: 9
Coding region: 181-966 (261 amino acids)
Cellular component (GO): membrane
Source: RefSeq, a predicted model, not a curated record